Messenger RNA from Priapulus caudatus, 7068 nucleotides. RefSeq lists its product as uncharacterized. The record is from RefSeq and is a predicted model, not a curated record. Gene Ontology annotation, molecular function: phospholipid binding; protein binding. Gene Ontology annotation, biological process: signal transduction. NCBI's taxonomy places the organism in Eukaryota, Metazoa, Priapulida, Priapulimorpha, Priapulimorphida, Priapulidae. The coding region runs from base 49 to 7068 and encodes 2339 amino acids. The transcript has 28 exons.
CGGUGGGGAACGGCGUCGUCGUAGCUGCUGCCGCCGGCGCCGCGUAGAAUGGAGAGCGAGAUGCACGCGACGGCCGAGAUACUGUGGCUCGCCGAGGUCGAGUAUUGCUACCAGAGGCCUGCCCUCGGCGUCAUCGUGGAGGAGUUGGAGGAUAGCGGUCUAGAGCCGUCCUGGCGUGGUUCGAAACCCGACUGGCAAGCCCUGCAGCUUGCCGUACCGAAAGAACACGGCGACGCGUCGGGCAGCGGUCCGGCGGCAGCGGCAGGAGUGCAUGAGGCCGUACGGGUAGACGCAGACUGUGGCACCGCGGAAGGCGCCGCCACGGCAGCGGUCGCAAGUCGCGCGUUAGAACCUGCUCGGGAUCGCGGUUCCAGUCACCGGAGCGCGGAUGGCGAUGAUGUAUUCGAGCGAGCGACCGUUGUCGGCGCGAGUGAUGAGUCAUUAACAGGUGGCAGCGCGCCAGAGCAGAGGUCGAGGUAUUUCCCGGGAGGUGUGAACGACGAUGCGGUGGCAUUGCAUUGUGAGCCGGCAUCAACUGGGCCCUUGUGUGAUGUUACUGCAAGUGCAUCAGAUGGCAAUGUCGCAUUAUCCCAAGCCGAAACCACACAGGAUAGUUUGGUCAGCGGAGAGCUCUUUCAUAGAACCACAUCCCCGGAUCCAAAUACAUUCAGUCAUUCCAGUCAGGUGAGCAUGGAUGACGGAGGGAUGGACGCAACAGCACAGUGGCCACGCCCACGCGUCGUGAAGGUGGGCCGCACAGCAGAAGGCUUUGGAUUCACGCUGCGUCAUUUCAUCAUCUAUCCGCCGGAAUCCGCGAUCCAUUCAUCACUGGGAGGAGCCGGGGAAGAAAAACGCGACAACGAAGCGCGGCAGCGACGCUAUGGCCAGCUCAGCGACCUGGAGCCUGUGGAUACCAUCUUCGUGAAGCAGGUGAAAGAGGAAGGGUCAGCAGAGCGGGCUGGUCUGCAGACCGGUGACCGCAUCGUUGCAGUCAACACCGAGCCAGUCACGGGCAAGACCUACGCGCAGGUUAUCGACCUCAUACAGUCGUGUGAAACAGAUCUGACCCUGUUGGUUGUGCCAAAGGAUGUAGAUAUUUUACAAAUGGCUUACCCAAAGUCGGCAUACAUGUACAGCCGGGGCCACGACCCCUACACUGGUCGAGCCACCAACAUUCCCCGUCCUCCUCCCCUGUACACAUCUCACUUCUCCCCACCACCUUUCACUUCACAACCUUCUCCAUUCCCUGCAGAAGCCAGUGUGCCACAGCCGUUUGAGGAGUCAGCGCAGCCCCAGCCAGCAAGGUAUCGCUCAGAAGUUACCAUCCCUUCUCCCAGUAGUCAGUCAGCAGCUCAGGUCUCUCUGUCACCACCAAAGCGACGUCACCGGGUAAGCCCCGCCCUCCUUUCUCUAGGGCCUGCCCCCUAUGCUCGACAGGCUAGUAAGAUCAAGCAGAGCAGUUUCUUCAAUUCACCAGACGGCCGGAGAUAUCAGGCGGAUGAACUGGAGCAAGAGAUGAAGGACCAUCCAGAAACAGGAUUUCCAACAGCACCAAGUCCGCAGAACUUUACGACGGUGCCGCCACUGGGCUCAGCUGCACCCGUAGCCAUACCUCCCCAUGUAGCGGGUGCAGACAGCAACAGUGCGGCAUCGCGCGUGUUUAACACACAGGUGCCAAUGUCCCAGUCUGCGUACCCAGGUUGGGACCACCCUGCGGCCAGCGACGCUGCCGGUGUUAGCGGCAGCGGCGCGAACGAAGAUCGAACUAGUGCGACGGCGGGCAACGGCGGCCAGGCGGGCCAGCGGUCGACGCCGCCGCCGCGGCCGCUGGGGUUCGGCAGCGAGAGCAUCCGGCGCUCGCAGGAGCGGCUCAAGCAGGCGGCGCAGGAGCACGACGCGGCGCACAGCGUGAAGCUGCGCAUCCCGCCGGCACGCGACGUCGCCGGCGUCUACGUGAAGAAGGCCGUCGACCACCUGUACGGCAAGAACUCGCUCGAGUCGUGCCGCGCGCAGGAGGCGCUCAACCUCGCGACGAGCGACGACCCGGCCGCGCAGCAGCGACACGCGCAUAAGUACGGCCGCUCGCCGACGGCGCCGCUGCUGCGCGGACGCACGAGCUUCGACCUGCGGCCGCGGCACGACAACGCCGCCGCGCCAUGCGCGCCCGUCUUCUCGCAGUGCCCCGCGUCGGUUGCCAUCACCCGGUCGGCGUACCCGUCGCCGUACGCGCCCGCCGAGACGCCGCCGCCAGGGGGCGCAGUCGCGGCGGUGGCGGCAGCACCGGAGAUGCGGCGCGCGCCGAGCCUGCGCAAGCAGGUCGCGAACAGCGCGAGCCUUGACAGCAUCCACACGACGGCGGGGCUGCGGCAAAUGCCGUCGCUCGCCGAGCUCAUGAAGACCGGCAAGCUGAACUACAACGAGCACUCUGGCGUCGGCGGCGACGACGACGCGCGCUACAAGUCGGACACGCACCUGCUCGCCGUUCCCGAGCCGAAGCGGCUCAGCUACACGGCGAGCCUCAGCAAGAUUCACGAGGAAAUCGUCGCGCAGAGCCUCGAGGCGAAGCCGUCGCGGCCCAUCUGCACGCCGUGGGUGCAGAACGGCGUGCAGAGCGGCCGCUCGGCGAUCCAGGCCGCCAAGCGCGCGUUUCUCAUCCAGGCGGGCCUGCUCGACAAGGAGAGCCUCGAGCCGGUCUCGCCGCCGUUCACGAUGAAGGGGGCGCCGGCGGCGGUGCAGCGGCGUGAGGCGGCGGCGGCGCCGGCGUUGCAGACGCAGCACGCGCGCCGACAGUUCCUUGGCGUGACCGUCAACGAGGACUACGUUCCGGCGCCGCUGUCGUCGUCCGGCUCGUGGGGAUUCGCUUCCGGUGAGGCGGCCGCCGCCGCCGCGACAAAACCCGACACGCUGCCCGCCGUGCAGGUGACGCCCCCUGGCGACGGCAAGGAGAAGGUGAAGCCGCCGCUGCGUAAGCGCAUGACGACGCCGGAGCUGCGCGUGCCGAUCAGCCGGUCGUUUACGCAGCUCGACGUGAUGCCGCAGCAGAGCGACGAGGAGCGCAUCGCCGCGCUUAGGCUCGUGCAGCAGCGGCACAAGCAGUUUGAGUCGGGCAGUCUAGAUGAGAUCGCAGCACGAGGUAAAGCACAUACGAAUUACAAGGAAGAGGCUGAGAAGGUGGCCGCUCUGAGCAUGCACAACGUUGCUUACAGGGCCACGCUAUUUGGCCUCAGUGUCGAAGAACUCGAGAGGAUCGAAAAGCAGAAGGAUAAGCAGAAGAGGACACACGACCAGCAUCAAGUACCGAAGCUGCUGGUUCGACGAGCUUCCCUCGAUUUGGCCCCGUCCAUGCCAAAUAGCAAGCAACAUGUGGAACCCGCCCCCCUCAUCACCAUCACCAAGGAAAUCAUGGAUGCUGCUGCCGAAGCUGAUCUGCUGCAUUCAACAGAAGAGGAGAGAAAGAGAACAAGAGCCGUUCGCCAGAACUCCUACCUCUCUGCUGUCGCCUCGCCAUACAAGAAGGUGUUGCAGCGACCGAGUCUGCAACUGGUCUCUGAUCAUUACUUGUACAUGGAUGAGUUGAAUGGUGGUAUGGCCCAGACGUUUGAAGAAGAUGAGGAAGAGAUUGAGGAUGAAGAUGAGGAUGAGUUCAUGGCUAGGCUGAUGCAGAAGCGUGUAGCAGGCAGUGAGCCUAGCAGUGACGCUAGUGACCCCAACAGUGACCUUGGCAUUGGCGAGCCAAACAUGGAAACAUUCAAUUUGAACUUGAGCUCCUUUGCUGCCCUCAUUCAGCAGUUUGAUGCAAUGCUCGGAGUCGAAGGCCUGCCACCAAGCAGUGCUUCUGACACGACUGUCACGUCCAUGGCAAGCGUUACUCUGCGAGCAAAGUCGCAGGAACUUAGUGUCGAAGAUGCUGAAAAAGCCUUGAGGAGAAGCUCUUACAUUAUGGCCACCCACAGUGCCGAGGAUCUCCGCAAAGACCAUACACCGCAUAAGAGCUCAAGCAUAAAAAAAUUAAAGGCCUUCUUUGGAGAGAGGACGCCUCACAUAGUAGAGGCUGCAUCACAGCAUGAAAAACCAUCACGAGAUCUUCCCAGCCCCAUGUUCGAUGUGAUAAAAGAAGGAUACCUCCACCUGAAGAAAUUUAUAACAGAUGGAAAGAGAGCCAGUGAUAGGUCUUGGAAGCCAUUUUAUGUUGUGCUAAGAGGCCAUGCCCUAUAUUUGUAUAAGGACAAAAAAGAAUCUGCAAUGCCACCAUUAAACUACGACGAGCCACCCAUCAGCAUUAAGUCGGCCAUUAUUGACAUCGCACAUGAUUACACAAAGCGGAAGUACGUGUUCCGACUGACGACCUACAAUGGCUCGGAGUACCUCUUACAGACAGAAGACAUCCCGUCCAUGAUGCUGUGGAUACAAGCCAUACAGGCUAAUAGCAAUCCAGAUGGAGACGACCAUGGAGUUGACACAGCACAGCUGAUUAUUAGGAAGAGCAGUCUAUACGAUGGUCAGACACGUUCACCUCAGCCCGUGCAAAAGGGCAGCACCAGACGCCUGCCGUUCAGACAGAAGUCUGUCAGUUCCCCCUCAAGGUCACCCAGCUUCAAGAUCCGGAAAUCCUCAUCACAAGAGAGAGAUGUCUCACCUAAAGUCAAAGAAGGAUCAAAAAGCUGGAAGGGCAAGAUGGUGAAAGGGCUGAAAAAGUGGAGUCACCACGGGCCUCACUCUCACAUUGAGCCUGAGUUGGCAGGUCACACGAUAGGUGUUCCAUUAGAGAUGUGCCCGCCGUCCGCCAACAAUGAGUUUGUUCCGCUGCUCGUGGACAUCUGCACGACGGUAGUGGAGCACCGAGGGCUGGACGUGAUCGGCGUCUACCGUAUCCCCGGCAACACGGCCGCUGUCGCCCACUUGACCGACGACGUCAACAAGGGCCUCGAGAACAUCAACCUUGACGAGCAGAAGUGGAAGGAGAUCAACGUCGUAACGAGCCUUCUCAAGUCUUUCUUUAGAAAAUUGCCAGAGUCAAUGAUUACAAAUGACAUGUAUCCGGAUUUUCUACAAGCUAAUAGAGAUCCAGAUUCAAGACAGCGAAUGUUACGAUUAAAGAAACUGAUACAAUUGCUGCCCGACCACAACUAUGAGACAUUGAAGCAUAUAACUAACCAUCUCAGGAAUGUCGCUGCAAACUCAGAUAAGAACAAGAUGGAAGAGAAGAACUUAGCUAUAGUGUUCGGACCAACGAUAGUGAGACAGUCAGGGGAGAGCAUGAUGAGCAUGGUGACGGAUAUGUCUGACCAGUGUCGCAUCGUUGAGACCCUGCUUUCACACGGUGACUGGCUGUUCAAUGAGGUUGAUGAUGCGAUGCACAACGAUAGCGUUCCAAUGGAGGUCGGCAACACAAUGCGCAUGGCGACUGAUACGAGCCGGCCCUCAAACCUCAAUCUUCUGAUACAAAACGUGUCCAAGACGGAAGCAUUACAUUCUCCAGAACAAGAGCACUACAUCAAGAAGGACAUCGUGUCAUCGAUCAUAUCGGCAGCCAGCAGGAAGAAGAUUAAAAAGAAGGAGCCCGCGCCGCGGCAGUACUACGUGUCCGAUGACAGCGACAUGAGUGAGAUAUUCAGCGAGCGCAACAUCGACCAGGAGAUUGAGCUGCGCCAGCGGAGCCGGCCGGCGGGCGGCAGCGGCGGCGGUGGUGGUGGCAGCAGCAGCGCGCGUGGCACGGCCGUGGGCCAGCGAGGUGCACUGGAGAGCCAGAGCUCGACGGACACGGGCGUGUCAUCGUGGGCAUCGCCACCCCCAGCCACCCCCACGGACUCCUCGACGAAGGCCUCCUCACGCCAGAGCUCAUCCAGUUUCACCUCGACGCGGAAAGGUUCUCAAAGCUCCGAUGUCAAGUCUCCCGAGGAGAGUUCCGACGAGACGUCGCUGCGCUCCUCUUACUCGAUCAAGUGGCCGUCGCCGUUCACUCGCUCCUUCACGACGUACCACAACAACAAGCAGGUGGCGAGCCCGCGCGCGCGCAAGUCCUCGCAGCCGGACGACGCCGUCGCCGCCGCCGCGUCGUCGAUCACCAACGUCAUCCUGCGGCGCCAGUGCGACGACCGCCUCAAGCGCGACGCCGAGCGCAAGAAGGUCGAGAAGGAGUGGCAGCGUCUGAAGGAGGUCCUCGCGCGCGAGGACGACGACGGCGCCGGCGGCGGAAAGUACGACGCCUUCAACACGAACGCGAACAGCAACGUCGUCGAGGAGCGGCCGCCGCCGCGCCGCUGCCGCGCCGACUCCGCCUCCGACUACUCGACGACGUCGUCGUCCAACAACGAGUUGUCCACGGGCAGCGAGCAUCAGCUACGCGCGACGACGACGAGUCGAGCGCGUACGAACUCGCUCGACUCCGGCGCCUCGAUGGAAUGCGUCUUCGCCGGCAAGAAGUCGGCGUCGGCGUCGCCGCGGCGACCGAAUCGCGCGCUGCAGCGCUCGAUGCCGCACGGGCGAGACGCCGAGUCGCAACAGCCCGCCCACCAUGGCUCCCUGGACUCCCUGUGCAGGGAGCAUCACAGCAUCCGCUCAUCGGCCUCCUCCGUCUCCGAGGACGGAACAGAGCUGCUUAACACUGCUAGCUUCGAUCAGAAACUAAAGAUCCUGUUAGACCCAAAGUACAGGCUCGGCGACGCCAGUCUUGAACUGACGGGCAGCAACCGACCGUGCAGACAUGGCGUUUCGGUUCCGUCGAAAUCCGAGAAGACAGCGAUGAACCUGGGCAAGCGCGAGGCGCAGAAGCGAAAGUCUCUGUCACCGCAGCUGCAGAGGAAGGCGCCCAACAAAUCUUGCGUGAAGCGGCGCCACACAGUAGGGGGAACCGCGUGGGCGGCCGUCGAGUCCACUUACAACUUUAACAACUCGAAACUUUCUGACUCGCAGGAGAAGGAGAAGGUGUACAUCAACACAACUCACAUAGUGGUGGCAGAAGCUAGGAUGGUACCACCGAUCCGAGAGCAGAGAAGUUGCAAGUAUUUGCCACAGCAGGCCUCUGUCAUACAUUUGACACCCCAGCUGAAUAUGGAGUCAAGUGUAUAG